Molecule: messenger RNA, 195 nt
Organism: Dichotomopilus funicola
Lineage: Eukaryota; Fungi; Ascomycota; Sordariomycetes; Sordariales; Chaetomiaceae
Product: cytochrome b-c1 complex subunit 9
Exons: 5
Coding region: 1-195 (64 amino acids)
Biological process (GO): mitochondrial electron transport, ubiquinol to cytochrome c
Source: RefSeq, a predicted model, not a curated record
AUGGCCACCGCGAUCUACAACACCCUCUUCCGGAGGAACUGGACGAUGCUGGGCGUGGUAUUUGCUGGCGCUUUCGCCUUCGAGCUUGGUUACGAUAAAGUAAUGAACAAGGUCUGGGACAGCAACAACAGGGGGCGCCAAUGGAAGGAUAUUCGCCACAAAUAUAUCGAAGGCGGGGACGAGUCUGAGGAGUAA